Rosa rugosa (rugosa rose) is the source of this 2264-nucleotide messenger RNA. Its product is annotated as probable folate-biopterin transporter 7. NCBI's taxonomy places the organism in Eukaryota, Viridiplantae, Streptophyta, Magnoliopsida, Rosales, Rosaceae. The transcript has 4 exons. The coding region runs from base 437 to 2008 and encodes 523 amino acids. The record is from RefSeq and is a predicted model, not a curated record.
GUCAAUGCUACGAGUGCAACUCAAAUUAUACCUCUAUAAAAGAUGGGUUAACUGUUCAUUAAAAGGCGACUUUGCCCUCAUUCGAAUUUUGUUUACGGCUCUGCCACUGACCUAUUUUUUCCUCUCUCUUCUCCUCCUCCUCCUGCCUCCUAAACCGAACAGCAGCAGCUGCCUCUCGCUCUCAACUUCACAAAACAAUCAAUUUAUUUGACGGUGAAUAUGAUUAAGAAUGCCAUGUUCGACACAGAGAGAGAGAGAGAGAGAGUGAAGAAUCAAAUCGUAGGUUUUGCGCAGAAGGAAAGAAGAACUGGAAAAGUUGAGGCAUCUGAUUAAUAAGGGGAAGAAGGUAGAUAAGAUAACUCGGAGAAAAGGAAGAGGGGGACGGGAAGCUGUCACGGUUUCGUUUUGAUUUCGCACAACAAUCGUGAUGUGAUACAUGGAUAAUGGAAUUGGUACCACCUCCGAUGUCGGUCAGAGAAAUGAGAGAGAAUCAGAAGUUUUGAAAAAAAGAGGAGAAAAUAAAAAGAGCCAGGGACACGUUAGCAAGGGCACGUGUCCUGACACCGCUGGUCACAGGUUACUAUAUAAAAGGUGUUGCUUGCUUGCUUGCUUGCCGGCUACUCGAAAAAAUCUCACUGCACAUACGUCGAUUAUCAAUCUGGGUGAGAAACUGAGAAUGGUAUUGGUGACGUCGUCGGAGGCGAAGAUCCGGAAGGUGUUGGGAUUGGGAUACUGGGUGCAGGGCUUCAGGUGCUUCCCAUGGUUGGCCGUCAACUUCUUCCUUAAGGACGGACUCCAAGUGGACUCCUCCACUCUCCAGCUCCUCCAGAACUCCGCCAACCUACCCAUGGUCGGAAAGCCCCUUUACGGUCUCGUUUCCGACGCCAUCUACAUUGCUGGCCAGCACCGCAUUCCCUAUCUCGCCCUUGGCGCGUUCUUACAAGCAGUGUCAUGGUUGGCUAUAGCAAUCCUCUCCCAAUCAGGCAUCUCAAUUAGCGCUAUGACCCUAUAUCUCCUCCUCAGUAAUUUGGGCGCUUCAAUUGCUGAGGUUGCCAAUGAUGCCAUUGUUGCAGAGGCAGGAAAACAGCCUGCUUCCUCCAAAAGUCCACAACCAUCAUCCUCGGGCGAGCUUCAGUCUUUUGUUUGGAUGUCUUCAGCAGUGGGUGGAAUCCUAGGAUUUCUCCUAGGUGGUAUUGCCAUCGACAGAUAUGGUCCCCAAAAGAUGUUCCUGUUCUACGGCUUUCUCCUCGGUGUUCAGUUUUUCAUUAGCAUUCUUGUCAAGGAGAGCUCUAUGAACCUUCCCAAGAGAAGAUCUGAUGUUGGAAUUCGAGAGAAGCUUUCCGAGCUGUCAAUUGCAUUAAGAAAACCUGAGAUUGCUUACUCAAUUACAUGGUUUGCAGCAUCAUAUGCCAUCAUUCCAUCAUUGACAGGCACGAUGUUCUUUUACCAGACACAAUAUUUGAAUAUUGACUCAUCGGUGUUGGGAAUCUCAAAGGUGUUUGGCCAGGCGGCAAUGCUUCUAUGGAGUGUCAUCUAUAAUCGUCACCUGAAACCGGUAACACCGAGGAAACUAAUUUCAGCCAUUCAGGUUACCAUGGCUUUAUUUAUGAUUUCUGAUGCGUUGUUUGCAAAUGGGUUUUACCGGAAUAUGGGGCUGUCAGACAAUUUUUACAUCGUAAUAUUUUCUGGCCUCUCAGAGGUUCUCUUGUUUAUUAAGAUUCUGCCCUUCAGCAUUCUUGUAGCCAAGCUCUGCCCACCGGGAUGCGAGGGAUCUCUAAUGGCAUUUGUAAUGUCUGCAAUAGCAGUUGCGUUGAUUAUGAGCGGAUAUCUAGGUAUUGCGCUUGCUUCUUAUGUUGGGAUCACAGGAAAUGAUUUUUCAGGGCUUCCGCUUGCCUUCCUAAUACAAGCAUUUCUCACACUCUUGCCACUCUAUUGGUCAUCAUGUAUCCCUAUCCUUGAAUCGGAACCCGAUCAUGUAAAAGCAAAACCCAGUAGCAAGAAGGAAUAGCGGAAUCGCGGUUGUGCCCCUACUCAUGUUUGGUUUGGUAUUUUAGGCUUUUCUACAUUAUGCAAGGGCUCGUCCUUACCACUAGAUAAUCUGUAUAACUUAUAGAGGACACUUUCAAAUUUGGCAGGAUCUUUCUUGUACUUAAGAAUACUAGUUUUGUUUUGCACAUGAAUCUACAAAAUAAGUAGUUUAUGUUUUAGGGAAAGAGAUUCGGGAGAAUUUUGAUGUAUUCAUUGAUAAUAUGAGGUUCUUUAUA